Molecule: messenger RNA, 2619 nt
Organism: Psylliodes chrysocephalus
Lineage: Eukaryota; Metazoa; Arthropoda; Insecta; Coleoptera; Chrysomelidae
Source: the annotation of a GenBank genome assembly
AUGUUAUGCUUUUUAUGCAAGAAAAAAUUCGAUAGUUCAAAAAUUCUUUUUACACAUUUCAAGCGUAUUCAUGAUUUACCUGACGGUAUAUUUAGGUGUUGUGAGCUGGAAUGCAACCAAAUUUUUAAAAACUUGGGCAGUUUUAAAAAGCACAUAAAUCGUAAACAUAUUAAUAGCGCUUUAGAAAUUGAUUUAAUCAAUAAUUUUAAUGAUUUUAAAAAUCAAAUUUCUUUGAAUAAUUCUUCUAAUCAUGAUUAUAAUCAUACUACUGCAAGCCAAGAAAGACCACUACUUUAUAAUGAAACAAACUUUAAUCAAACGCAAAGAAUAUCAUUGGAUAAUUCCACACAAGUAACUAUUAUUAGUAGUAAUGAAAACCCUAACUGUGACGUUAUUUCUGAUACCAAGAAUAAUGUCUGCUCUCAGGCAAAUGAUGAUAAUAAUAGCGGUUUCAAAAGUACUAAUAAUUUAAUAUCACAAUUAGAAUUAUUAAAGAAAAGGGUACACGACUUAGUCAUAGAAUUUGUACUAACACUUCACAAUAACAGUAAGUUUUCGAGAAAGGAUGUUUUGGAAAUUCAAGAGUGCACAACAAAAUUUUUAAUUGAUCCUAUAUUAGACAGUUUAAUAUGUUUUGGAAAGUGUAAUUUUUUUGACAAUAGUCUCUUGUACAAUAACUUUUUUGGCAUGAUAACCAGUUUCAGAUAUCCCUUUGAGCUUUUUUCAACAGAUCAUUUACUAUUCAAAACUUUACAUAACAAAGGUUAUGUGGAUAAAGUGAAAGAGUUUGUCGUUAAUGAUGAAGUACGUGUAAUGCACAAAAAAGGUAGUUUGGUGGCGGAUGAAAAAAAAAUAACCGGUGUUUUAAUGCCUCUCAAGUUUCAGUUUAAAACAUUUUUUGAAAAAGAUGGGCUGCUUGAGAAAACUUUGAAACACAUUGAAUAUUUGCAGCGACAAACAAAAUUAACAAAUUUUAUUCAGGGUGAGCUGUGGAAAACUAAUAUGUUAAUGUAUCCUAAUAAAAUUUUAUUGCCGUACUUUAUUUAUAUUGAUGAUUUCGAAAUCAAUAACCCUCUUGGAUCACACUCCUCUAAACAUUCAAUAUGCAAUACCUAUUAUUCUUUCCCAUGCCUUCCAGUAGAUGAAUCAAAAUUGGAAAACAUUUUUCAUGGAGCUGUUAUAAAAUCAACAGAUGUAAAAACAUUUGGUAAUGAAAAAUGUUUUCAAAGUUUAAUACAGGAAUUAAAAGAACUGGAGGUCGAUGGAAUAGAGAUUCAAAUAAAUGAAAAUUUGAAUUUACGUAUUCAUUUUAUAUUGGGUUUAGUACUGGGCGAUAAUUUGGGCCUAAACUCAUUUUUAGAUUUCUCCAAAUCAUUUUCAGCAAAUUUCUUUUGUAGAAUGUGUAGGCUGGAAAAAAUAGACUGCCAAAAGUUGUGUAUUGAAAAUACCGAAAUGAUACGAACAAUUUCUAAUUACAAUUCGGAUUUAGCCAGUUCAUCUGAAAAUAGAGGGAUAAUUUGUAACUCUCUACUUAACGAUGUUCCAUCUUUUCAUGUGGUUCAUAAUUACUAUGUUGAUAUAAUGCAUGAUGUUUUCGAAGGUGUAUGUCACUACAGCAUUUGUCAUGCAAUCAAUUACUUUAUCAAAAUGAAGUAUUUUGAUUUAAAAAUUCUAAAUUCAAGAAGAGAGACUUUUGAAUAUGGACCUAAAGAAAUUGGUAAUAUGCCUGGAAAAAUAGAAAUGCAUCACCUUAAUAGUAAAAAAUUAAGAAUGUCGGCUAGAGAGAUGAUGACAUUCAUAACAUACUUUCCUCUUAUGGUAGGAGAUAUGAUUCCAGCUGAUGAUGAUGUUUGGAAGUUUCUCAUUAAUUUAAUAGAAAUUAUAGAUAUCUUACUGUGUUUUGAAGUAGCAGAUUCGGAUAUUAUUUUAUUACAAAAUAAAAUUAAAAAACUUAACCGCGAUUACACUGUAUUAUUUGACGACACGUUAAAGCCCAAAUUUCACAAUUUGAUUCACUAUCCAAAGAUCAUUCGUCAAUCUGGACCUCUUCGAAAAUUAUGGUGUUUUAAAUACGAAUCUAAUCACAUCCAAUCUAAAAUUUACUGUCACGUUAUUAAUUCUAGAAAGAAUAUAUGUAUUACCUUAUCCAAAAAAUAUCAACUAAAAUUUACCUACCAAAUAUUAAAAAAUAAAUCCACCACAAUAUUGGAUGCGAAUAGUAGGCAUAAAAGACAGAGUAAUUUUAAAAAUAUUAUUCAUGAACAGCUACAUGUCGCUGUCGAUGAAAGUUGUAUUCAAUUUUAUUCUCAAUUAAAUUACAAAGGGGUCCAGUUUAAAUGUGGUGACUAUAUAUCGGUAUUAAACAAUGAUAUUCUGAUUUAUAAAGUUGUAGAAAUUAUUAUACUGAAUAACGAGAAAGUAUUAUUCUUUUCACAAAAAUUAAUUAAUAUAACCUAUAGGUCUCAUUUUCUUGCCCACGAAGUGGAUAUAAGUAAUUUGGGCCAAUUUUCAUUGAUUUCAGUUAAUGAAUUAAUAGGACCCCCACUAGAUUUAAUAAAAACAGCUAAAGGCAUUAACAUGAUCAAAGUAAAAGAACAUUAUACUGCAAUCGCAUUCUAA